Messenger RNA from Spodoptera litura, 1483 nucleotides. RefSeq names its product protein obstructor-E. NCBI's taxonomy places the organism in Eukaryota, Metazoa, Arthropoda, Insecta, Lepidoptera, Noctuidae. The record is from RefSeq and is a predicted model, not a curated record. Gene Ontology annotation, molecular function: chitin binding. Gene Ontology annotation, cellular component: extracellular region.
CGGGCCGAGUACGACGCGCACACGUCGCGACACACACACAAGCAAACAUGAGGAGUAGUGCACAGUUCGCGGUUUUAUUCGCCUGCGUGGCUUACGCCAGCGCCGGCAUCCUGCUAGAGCAUGCGCCCGCGUGUCCAGAGCAAUAUGGAGUUCAGGCGUACGCGCACCCCGAGCUCUGCGACCAGUUCUUCCUGUGCACCAAUGGCUCUCUGACGGUGGAGACCUGUGAGAAUGGCCUGCUGUUCGACGGUAAGGGCGCCGUCCACAAUCACUGCAACUACCACUGGGCUGUCGACUGUGGCAACAGGAAAGCUGAUUUAACUCCUCUCUCGACUCCCGGCUGUGAGUAUCAGUUUGGCAUCUACCCUGACAGCAGCGAGUGCUCCACCAGCUACAUCAAGUGCGCCUACGGAAUCCCUCAGCAGGAGCCCUGCACCCCUGGUCUGGUCUACGACGAGCGUAUCCACGGCUGCAACUGGCCUGAUCUCCUCCAGCCUUUCUGCAACCCUGAAGCUGUCGUCGGCUUCAAAUGCCCAACGAAAGUACCAGCCAACUCACAAGCCGCCAAGUUCUGGCCAUUCCCCCGUUUCCCCGUUCCUGGAGACUGUCACAGGCUCAUCACAUGUGUAGAAGGCCACCCUCGUCUCAUCAGCUGCGGAGAAGACAAGGUCUUUGAUGACCAGAGCCUGACCUGCGAAGACCCAGAACUUGUCCCUCACUGUGGUCACGCGUGAGAGGAUUCAAGCAACUUUGUAUCAUAAGACGAAAACGAUAGGGAUGAAAAUAGGAUAAAAGAGGGUUGGAGUAUUGGUUGUGUAAGAAUUAGAAUUAAUGUUACUCAAUUAUCAAAAAGAUAUUUUCCGAAUUGAGUAAUAUUACUUACUUCUUUAUCCGUUGAGUAACGUCAAAUUAAUUUCUGUAAAUAAUUGUUACCAUGUCUUAAGAAAUUGUACCAUUUCAGUUUUGCUUUUUAUGUAACUAAUUUGGUUUCGUAAAGGGACAAUCAACAAAACUGUUUUAUGCAUAAGAACAAUGCAAAUACAUAUCUUUGAGUACUACCUAUAGCUACAUAACUUUUCGAAUUGUAUACAAAAGGAACACAAAACCCUGUUGUCGAUUGUACAUUACUCUUUUUAGCAUUAGACGCACGAACAGACAAACAAACGUUUUCGUUUUGUGAUACAUUAUUUUUAUAUUAAUUUAAUGUCACAGAAUGAUUGGAAAUAUGUUUCCACCGAGUGCUAUUUAUUCUUUAAUCCCUAAACUCAGUGUGAUCCAGUAUAAACACGCUAAAACGAACGAUUUGCCAAAAACAGUCGAUUCAAGAGUGAUAUUAGUUACCAUAGUUAUUGUUAAACAAUAGAAUCGUCAAUUGUAUGUAUUUUUCCUGUAGAGUUUUUUUCUGUAAAUAUUAAUACUGAUGAAAUAGUGGAAAUGUAAAUAGAAAGUUGUGAGAGAAGAGAAAUAUAUUUAAUUAAUUAAA